Molecule: messenger RNA, 892 nt
Organism: Vicia villosa (hairy vetch)
Lineage: Eukaryota; Viridiplantae; Streptophyta; Magnoliopsida; Fabales; Fabaceae
Product: putative non-specific lipid-transfer protein 14
Exons: 1
Coding region: 204-578 (124 amino acids)
Biological process (GO): lipid transport
Cellular component (GO): membrane
Molecular function (GO): lipid binding
Source: RefSeq, a predicted model, not a curated record
AAUAGUUGCGUCAUGCAUAGCUAUAGCUCAAAGUUCAUUAAAAAUUCAUGUGAGUAAUGUAAAACCACAAGCUCCACAUUGCACACCAACCAAGCAUUUUUCUCUUAUACCUAACUUUAUAAUUGAUUUCAUGACAUAUAUCAUUAUUUAAGAAGCAUUUUUUAAGGGAAAACAAAAGAACUAGAAGAAAAGAUUCUCUUGUAAUGAAAUAUUGUACAAUGGGAAGCUACAAGGUAUUAGGAAUAAUUGGGAUUUUGAUGUUGCUAUUCUCACCCCCAUUAGUUUUUGCAAGCAUAGAAUGCUCCAUAGUAGCUCAACUUUUUUCUUCAUGCUCUACUUUCAUCAGAUAUGGCACUCCAAAUCCAGUUCCAGGGUCCCCUUGUUGUAACGCCAUGUCAGGAUUGAGUAUAAUUUCUGAUUCAGGUAAAAAUAAGCAAUCUGUUUGUAGAUGCAUAGUGAGACUAAUUCAAAAUUAUAGCUCAAAUGCCACAGCUAUAGGUAUUUUGCCAGGUUUUUGUGGUAUCUCUUUGGGCUUCACAAUUAUUCGCAAUUCAGAUUGUAUAGUGCCUUAUGAGUAAACAAUUUCUCUGGGAAUUUUUAUAAAUUCACAUGAGAUUAGGAAUAAAUUGUUGCAAUUUGAGAUACCAAAUUUUAAUUGUAAAUUAAUGAUGUGCAUUGAUCUAUAGAAAUGGAUCCAAAACAUUUGAAGCAAUGAACUCACUCUAGUUUUUAAAUGUUCAGUAACAUUUGUUGGAUCUUUCAUCUAACAAGGAGAAAAAGAAAAGUAAAACAAAUUGAGAUAGAUAGAUAGAUAAAGGUUAUUAAAGAAUUGUAUUGUGGAUUGUAUUAUUGAAGCAUUUAUUAAUAAUAAAUCAUGAUACAUAAGUAUAGA